Monodelphis domestica (gray short-tailed opossum) is the source of this 2147-nucleotide messenger RNA. RefSeq names its product calmodulin 3 (gene CALM3). Gene Ontology annotation, cellular component: myosin II complex. Gene Ontology annotation, molecular function: calcium ion binding. Lineage: Eukaryota; Metazoa; Chordata; Mammalia; Didelphimorphia; Didelphidae. The record is from RefSeq and is a predicted model, not a curated record.
ACGUAUCAUGCAUGAACUACAGUAGGUAGUCCUCCGCCGAGUCCGCUACAGCUAAAAGGCAGCAGAGAAAGUAGUCCCUUGACUGAGAACGGGGGCGGGGGCGUGCACCAGCCCAAGUGUAGAUCCGACUCUGGUACGGGCUGACGAGGGCUGGAAUGGGGCCGGCGGAAGAAUCCUUCACCGCAGUGCGGUGCUGAAACGAGAAGAAGGGGAAAGCUAGUGGAGGCGGGGCUAGCGAACGGACGGGAGGAGCGCAGGCGCAGGCGCAGGCGGGGUGACUGUCGGUGGCGCGCGCUGCAGUCUGUGGUGGCGCGAGCGCGCAGCGGCGGCGGCGGAUCCGGGAGGAGCUGUGCCCCCUGCUGCGCCCGGAGCCUCGUUCCCAGUGCCGUGCGACCCCCGCUCCUCUUCCUCCUUCUUUCUCUUCCUUACUCUCCUCUUCCUCGUCCUCCGGUGCCCCGCGCGCCCGGGCCCCGCCAUGGCUGACCAGCUGACUGAAGAGCAGAUUGCAGAGUUCAAGGAGGCCUUUUCGCUGUUUGACAAGGAUGGAGACGGCACCAUCACCACCAAGGAGCUGGGCACGGUGAUGCGCUCCCUGGGUCAGAACCCCACUGAAGCCGAGCUCCAGGACAUGAUCAACGAGGUGGAUGCGGAUGGGAACGGGACCAUCGAUUUCCCCGAAUUCCUGACCAUGAUGGCCAGGAAGAUGAAGGACACGGACAGCGAGGAGGAAAUCAGGGAAGCAUUCCGUGUCUUUGACAAGGACGGGAAUGGCUACAUCAGCGCUGCGGAGCUUCGUCACGUGAUGACCAACCUCGGGGAGAAGCUGACCGACGAGGAGGUGGACGAGAUGAUCCGGGAGGCCGACAUAGACGGGGACGGCCAGGUUAACUAUGAAGAGUUUGUACAGAUGAUGACCGCGAAGUGAAGGCCGCGGGCAGCUGGCAAUGCCCGUUCUCCUUGAUCUCUCUCUUCUCUCGCGCUCUCCGACACUCUUACUCGCAUAACCUGGCUCUAAGCCGCCCCUGACUGACGACCGAGAAUCCGAUGUAAAGCAACACGAGAUUUGUCCCCAGCUGCAUGACGCUCUGUGACCUCCCCCGCCCCGCCCCGCCCCGGACCCCGGACCGCCUCCCGCCGCCAGCCAUCCCGGAGCUGCGGAAGAGGGGCGGGAAAGCCAAGCCCUUUCGAUGUUUGCAUGCGUCUGGCACUGUGGUUCUGUGUUCGAAACCUUCUGGGGCCACGGUGAGAGGCCUCGAGGAGGGGGCGGGGCGGGGGCGCGGCCUCCGCACGGAGGAGGAGGAGGGGCAGAAGACGCCGAGGCGGGCACGAACAACUCAGCCUCUCCAUUGGCUUUUCUUCCCAAACCAUCCGCGAUUGGCUCUAGCACGUCUGGCGGCGGCGGGGAGGAGGGGAGAGACCCCGCGGCCGGCGCCCUGUACAGAUUGUAAAUGUCCCCGAGCUGUUCUGUAAAUACCUGGUGCUAGUCCCCGCCCCGCCCGGCUCCGCCCUCCCGCCCGCCGCGCUGGCUGCUGCUGCUGCUCCUCGCUCGCUCGCUCGCUGGCGGUGGCCGCGUCCUGGCCUCUUGGCCAUGUGCUCGAGUCUUGGGCUUCUCUUUUCCAGGCAGCAUCCGUAUCUAGCUUGGGGGGCUGCCGUGGGAUCCUCCCUGCAAUAAGGAAGCCGUGGGGGCCCCGCCGGCGUCCCGCGUCACGCUAGUCACCUGCCGGGCCGUCUGCCUCGGCCUUGUCCGGGCUGUGUCUGCUGCUCGUCCUCCCCCGCUUCCCCGCAGCAUGCUCCGGAGCUCCUCCCCGCUCGCUUCUGUCUUCACUUCACGCUUGGGACGGGGAAAGCGCCGCGGACGGACGGAGCGGCCCCCCUCCUCCCCCUCCCCCUUCUCGCGCCCAGGUGGCUCCGGCGGGCCCUUCGGGCUAGCGCCGAGUCCCCUCUCCGGAGGCCCCCGCCGCCCUCCUCCCGGGGAAGGGCAGGCCAGGGCGAGGCCGCGGCCGCGGCGAGCGGGCGAGGCUGGGGCGCCUGGGGGAGCCGUUCAUUUUGUUUUGUUCUGUUUUUUAAACCGGGCAAUAUUGUGUUCAGUUCAAGCUGUGAAGAAAAUAUAGAUCAAUGUUUUCCAAUAAAAUACAGUGACUACCUGG